Molecule: messenger RNA, 1416 nt
Organism: Rhodofomes roseus
Lineage: Eukaryota; Fungi; Basidiomycota; Agaricomycetes; Polyporales; Fomitopsidaceae
Product: Arv1-domain-containing protein
Exons: 9
Coding region: 101-1117 (338 amino acids)
Biological process (GO): sterol metabolic process; sphingolipid metabolic process; intracellular sterol transport
Cellular component (GO): Golgi apparatus; cortical endoplasmic reticulum
Source: RefSeq, a predicted model, not a curated record
CCAUGAUCCCUACCUCCGCAGGGAUCUAUCUUCGUAGCUCAUAGUGCUAGGAAGACUCAUAUACUCCGCCUGGACGUAUGCGCAGGACUGGUACCAAGCGAUGCCUAUAUGCACUAGUUGCACCCACCCCACGCCGUAUCUAUAUACGGUGUAUGAAUCCGCAUACAACCUGCGUCUGGAACAAUGCACGGCAUGUCAUGCAUUCGCGGACCCUUACGUUGAGCAUGACGCGCUCACGCUCCUACUGGACCUGAUCCUCCUCAAACGAGACGUGUAUCGUCAUUUGCUGUUCAAUCGAGGUCGUGGAGCACGCAGGGUAGGAAGGUCUGGGACUGCUCUCGAGGCAGACGCUCCGUCACAGCGAGGACUGGCCUCUCCCGGAAAGCCGCCAAACUACCCUGGAGCCUGGGAACAUGCCAGGGAGAGGGCACGAUGGUAUAUGAUUGUACGACUCGGUGUGGCACUCAUCGUCCUGGAUGCAUUCAUACGGUGGACACAUCUUAUAGACUCUCGUAUCGGUGCUCCGGAAGACAUCUUGAAUUCGAACACCGAGGUCGUGGCCGGCUUUGUCCGCAUAUUCGUCGGAUGCUUUGUAGAAACGGCCGCGUUUCAUGCGGGUAUCAUCAUCGCCUCUUAUGUCGUUCUCCAAUGUGUAGCCUGCCUUCGACCAUCUGCGCUGUUUGCGGCCGAUUUGUCACAGGUUUCUGGCAUCCGCAAAGAGUUCAGAUACUCGCAUAUACCCCUCACACUUCUAUAUUCGUCAUUGACAAAACUAUUCCUACUAUUCCUGCUGACGAUAUGGCGACCUGGGCCAGUGGAGCAAGGCACACCUCCCAUAUCUACAAGCUCGCAUCCAAUAGUGGCUCAAGCCCUUAGCCUUCUCGACGAAGAUCGCCUGGAUCGCGAAUGGAUCGUGAGAAACGUCCUCGGAGGCAUGUCUGCAGGCUUCGGGCUUCGAGUCGUUCUGGAUUGUCAUCCCAUUCUCACAACAUGCAUCAUUCUCGCGGGAUGGGCUGUCAAGACUCUGGUUGCAGGAAUGAUCAGUCCUUGGGUGGGGAUCGGCUUCGGUGCUUAUGAGACGGCCAGCGAGAUGUGGCUAGCGUAUAGCAUUCCAUGACUACACUACACCACAUGCAAGCAACCGGACAGCGAUAGCAAGGGCCUGUCUACCGUGUUCGAAUGCAAAGGGACAAGGGCACUGCCAUUCGAGCCCAAUGAUAUGAUUGUGUGGCACACGCCGCGACCCUGAGGAUUGUUCACCCUUUCAAGCCCUGUCAGAGGAUGAAAGGGAUAAUAGCUUUUCUAUUCCGUGGGUAGGCUUCUCCGAAUUCGCGCUUGUACCCUUUAUGCUUCUUGAUUGCCCACUUCGACAUGGUGAUGGCGCUGACGACCACAAACAGCCAGGCUGAAGACAGA